Messenger RNA from Andrographis paniculata, 2268 nucleotides. RefSeq names its product F-box/LRR-repeat protein 4. The record is from RefSeq and is a predicted model, not a curated record. Lineage: Eukaryota; Viridiplantae; Streptophyta; Magnoliopsida; Lamiales; Acanthaceae. Bases 206 to 2029 code for a protein of 607 amino acids. Gene Ontology annotation, molecular function: protein binding. The transcript has 8 exons. Gene Ontology annotation, biological process: SCF-dependent proteasomal ubiquitin-dependent protein catabolic process. Gene Ontology annotation, cellular component: SCF ubiquitin ligase complex.
AUCGCAUUUCCCUCUAAUAUAUAUAUAUAAUUAUUCAUUCAUCCCUAUCUGUAGAACUGGAGCAAAUCUGCUUUUGCCCUGAUCGGGAAAUUGGGUACACUGUCCAUUUCUCUGCCGGCGAUGUAAUUUGGGGAAAUCCUAUUUACAGGACAAUCUGAAGAGGAAUUUGCAGGUAAGUGGAUUGAUAGCUGUGAAUUCGAGGAAAAUGAGGGGGGUUGAUCGGAUUAACGACGCUUUACCGGACGAAUUGAUAGUGGAGAUUUUCCGGCACGUUGAGUCGAAGUCCGGCCGCGACGCAUGCUCUCUGGCUUGCAAGCGGUGGCUCGGCCUCGAGCGUGUAAGCCGUGAUACAAUACGCAUCGGUGCGUCUGCUUCGCCUGACAAUCUUGUCAAUCUGCUUGGCCGCCGCUUCCCUAACGUGCGAUACAUGUACAUCGACGAACACCAUUCCACAUCAUUGCCUGUGCCGUGUGGAAAACGACGGAGAAGUAGUGAGGCCUCUUCUUCAAAGAGCAGGUUUACUCAUGUCUCUGAUCGAAGUGUGCCUGGAGAGGACGGAGCGGGUUCAUACUGUUUAACAGAUUCUGGAAUGGCUGCUGUUGGGGAGAGCUUUGCGAAACUGGAAAAGUUGAGCCUUAUAUGGUGCUCUACCAUCACGGAUGCAGGGCUAAGAUCUUUUGCUGAGAAAUGUAGAGCACUUAAAUGUUUGGAUCUACAGGCAUGCUAUAUUGGAGAUCGAGGUUUAGCUUCUGUUGGAGAAUGCUGUAAAUGUCUGGAGGAUUUGAAUUUGCGAUAUUGUGAAGCAUUAAGUGACAGUGGACUUGUUCAACUGGUUAUUGGGUGUGGGAGGGCUUUGAAAUCACUUGGGAUUGCUGCUUGUGCUAGGAUUACUGAUGUUGCAUUUGAAGCAGUGGGAUCUCACUGCAAAGCUCUUGAAUCUCUGACUCUAGACUCAGAAGUCAUCCAUAACAAAGGUUUUCUUGCAAUUGCUAAAGGAUGUUCGGAGCUGAAAGUCCUGAAACUGCAAUGCCUAAACAUCACAGACGAUGCUUUGGAAGCAGUUGGUGUUCACUGCUUAUCACUGGAAUCAUUAGCCCUGUACAGCUUUCAGAAAUUUACCGACAGAAGUCUGCAUGCGAUUGGGAAAGGAUGUAGAAAGUUGAAGAGUCUUACAUUGAGUGACUGUUACUUUCUGAGUAAUAAGGGUAUAGAUGCCAUAGCUUCUGGUUGCCCAGACCUCACUCAUAUUGAGGUAAAUGGCUGCCACAAAAUUGGAACUGAUGGGCUCAUAUCUAUUGGAAAAUUUUGCACGAAACUUUCUGAAUUAACACUGCUGUACUGUCAGAGAAUCGAUAGGAAUGGACUUAGUGAAGUUGGUAAAGGGUGCAAGCUCUUGCAAACUCUUCAUUUGGUGGAUUGUGCGGGCAUUGGGGACGACUCCAUGUGUAGUAUAGCCAAAGGAUGUGUGAACUUGAGGAAGCUCCAUCUUCGCCGAUGUUACGGGGUGGGAAAUAAAGGGAUAGUUGCCGUUGGUCAGAACUGUAAAUUUCUCACUGAACUCAGCCUACGAUUCUGCGACAGGAUAGGAGAUGAGGCAUUGAUUGCAAUUGGCCGAGGCUGCUCCUUACAUCACCUGAACGUAAGCGGUUGCCUCCUAGUCGGCGAUGCCGGAAUUCUCGCCAUCGCCCGAGGCCACCCGAACCUCAGUUACCUUGACGUUAGCGUUCUUCAGAACCUAGGAGACAAUGCCUUGGUCGAGGUGGGCGAGUGCUGCCCGCUUCUAAAAGACAUUGUGGUAUCACAUUGUCGACGGAUAACAGACCGGGGCAUCAGCCACCUCUCAAGAAACUGCAAAUUGCUGGAAUCGUGCCAGAUGGUUUAUUGCCCGGGUAUUACUGAAGCUGGAGUGGCUACAAUGGCGACGAGCUGUGCCAGGAUGAAGAAGCUUCUCGUCGAGAAGUGGAAGGUCAGCGAACGGACGAAACGACGCUCAGGUUCGAUCAUUAAUUACCUCUGCCUUGACCUUUGAAAAAAUUUAUUAGCCAAGUUUGGAAAUGAAGAUAUGCAUAUGCAGAGUAGGGCGUGUUUGUAAUUUGUCUGUUUUUGUUUUUGUGGGAAAAUUAUAUGUUGUUUGUUCCUUUUUUUGGAAGACUGAUUUGUGUUGUUUUUAUUGUGUUAUGUUGUUUGUGUGACAAAUGUUGGGAUCUUUAUUUUAUUUUAUUUUAGUUUAAGACGUGUUAUUGAAGUGUGUUAAAUUUGUUAUUCUCA